ACUAUUAUUUCAGUCAAAGUAUUUUUUACAUAUUAUAUUGCCUCCUGUCUCUUUUGCAUAGACACUAAUGAAAUUAUAUGAUAAUUAUUGUGGACAGAAAACAUAAACCCUUGCACAAAAAUACCUUUUAUCAGCCUGUCAUCUGUAUGUCAUGUAACUGUUCACUCAUCAUCGCAAAAGAGACCCAUAGAAUCAUGAAGCAAUUGAAGGCCAAAUGUAUUCGUUAGAUUUUAUUAGAUUUUCAUCCAUUGUUUAAACACUGUAAUGGGACAUCAUUAAAGAUUUAUAUUUUUUAGUACAAUUACAACACUGUUUUACAAUGAAUAACACCAUCAUGAUGAUGAUGUUACAGUAUGUAGUGUGGUUCUUCUUUGUAACAUGGAGACAACAUAAUCAUGAUAAUGAUAAAGACUUUGGGUUCUUAAGUGGGAAGUAUUGAACACUUAUCUGCUUUAAUCAUGAGGCUUUAUUUUGAAGGAAAGUUUGUUGGAAAAACUGUUUUUCUCUUUUAUCAGUGAAUCAUCAUGGAAUCUGGAUGCAUCUCCUGUACCGUGACAAUCGAGGAGCUGACAUCCACUGGGGAUGUCAUCAAGAAAACUCAACACAGAAACAUCAUGCUCGUCCUUGGUCGAGACCAGUUUUCUGAAAUGAUUCUUAAACUCAGUUACAGCAAGAAAGAAGUCAAAUACCCCAUUCGUGAAUUAGUAAUCCACAAGAAGUUUGUAAAAGACGGCAAAGCUACCAUCAAACUGCCAGAUCAUAAACUUCAAUUUCUUUUAAGUAAUUGCCCGCCGGACAAACUCAUAAUGUUCCUGAAAACAAUGCAUACAAAAUUAGAAUGUCUACGUCAAAAAGGUUUUAUGAGUAUGCGCAAGAAAUUUUUAUCUGAUGUUCCCAAAUCAUUUCAAGACAUUAGUCCAUUGACGAUUAAAGAUCUACAAACAGUUCACUCUGCAAAAGCUAAACUUGAACAAAGUAAACUAGCAGCACCAACACAGAAAUCAACGGUGACAGGGAAGAGGAAACGUGUUGAUGAGAAAGAAAAUGUGACUGAGUCUCAGAUGACAAUGCAAGCUAAGAGGGCUAAGAGCUUAGCAAUGAUGUCACCAUCUAGAGUUGUGAACCCACUGAAACUUAGCAAGGAACAGAACACUGUUCUGGAAGCUGUUCUCAGAAAAAGGAAUGUGUUCUUUACAGGCAGUGCUGGGACUGGCAAAUCUUUCCUGUUGAAGAGAAUAAUAGGAGCUCUGCCACCUCAGCACACAUUCGCCACAGCCAGUACUGGUGUCGCAGCCUGCCAUAUAGGAGGGACAACUUUACACGCAUUUGCAGGUAUUGGUUCAGGAAGAGCCGCCCUACAACAGUGUGUGGAGCUUGCAUCUCGUCCCCAGGUGGCGCAGCAGUGGAAGAAAUGCCACCAUCUUAUCAUUGAUGAAAUAUCUAUGGUGGAUGGGGACUUCUUUGACAAGCUGGAAACAGUUGCCAGAGUUAUGCGUCAGACAGAUGAACCAUUCGGCGGGAUCCAGCUGAUAGUGUGUGGAGACUUCCUGCAACUGCCGCCGGUCAUCAAAGAUCAGGCGGUCAAGAGGAAGUUCUGUUUCCAGUCAAGGGCGUGGCAGAAGUGUAUGCAUGUCAACCUGGAACUCAGUGAGGUGCGGAGACAGUCCGACAGACACUUCAUCAACGUGCUGCAGAACAUCAGAAUUGGCAGAUGUUCUGAUGAUGUUCAGAACACGCUGAAGGCAACUGCCCGCCACAAUAUCCAGAAAGAUGGUAUCCUAGCAACCAGACUGUGUACACACAAGGAGGAUGUGGAACAACUCAACAACCAUCACCUGCAGAAGCUGACUGGUGAGAGUCGUAUGUUUCACGCAACAGACACCGACCCAGUGUACAGCAAACAGAUCAACAACCUCUGUCCGGUGCCAGACAAACUGCUGCUGAGGCUGGGGGCACAGGUGAUGCUGGCAAAGAAUAUGGAAGUGCAGAGAGGGUUGGUGAACGGAGCUCGCGGUGUCAUCACUGGCUUCGAGAACAGUAGUGAUGGAUUCCCCCGUGUGAAGUUCGCCUGUGGCCUGGAGGAAGUGAUCAAGCCUGUACGCUGGGCCAUGAAGGCUGGCAGUGGGGUGGUCCUCAUGCGGAAACAGGUUCCCCUCAAACUGGCCUGGGCCAUCUCUAUACACAAGAGUCAGGGCAUGACGCUGGACUGUGUGGAGAUCUCACUGGCCAGGGUGUUCGAGGCCGGCCAGGCGUAUGUGGCGUUAUCCCGGGCCAAGAGCCUGGAGGGCCUGCGAGUGCUGGACUUUGACCGCAGCUGUGUGCGGGCCAAUACUGAGGUGUUGCGCUUCUACCACAAGCUGCAGCUGUCGCAGAAGAUGCUGCAGACAAGCAUGGGGGACUAUGUUGCUGCAGAUGCACCCCUCCCACCCAGUCACUGGUAGACAUGCUUGUGCAACAGACAAUCAUGAACAGACAAUCAUGAAGAGAAACAGAAAUCUCCCCCUCGACAAUCGGCACCCUCUGACAUCAGCCUCUCCUACUAUGGAAGGGUUAACCACAUGGGUUAAGUCUCAUGGUUUUCACAUUAUCUCUGCAGUGUUCAGAAGUCAGAGGAAAUAAGCAUUAUUUUUAUGACAAAGGCUUCAACUGAAGUACCUUUUAUACUCUUUGACAGUGUUUAUCUGAAAGAUAAGGAAGUUAAUUUUGUCAGGGUCUGUAGCAAGGACAAGGGACAGAACUCUGCAUAUAUCAUACAAUCAGCUUCAACAACAAAUUCAGUUUUUGCAUAACGUUUUUGCUGUACUGACCAAUGCAGGAAAAUAAGGUGAAAAUGUGGAUUUUUAUAAAUAUCCCUCAUCCUUCAAAUAAAACAUAUUUGCCUCUUCUAACCAUGGUUGAGAGCGAUGGAGGGAGAGACUAGAAACAUUGUAUCAGGUGAUAUUUGGCAACAGUUGACAAAAAUGUCAAGUAAAUAGGCUAAAGUGAUCUUUAUACUAAAAUAUGCAAUUGUUCUUUAAAAAAACCCAGUCAUUUGAAGAGUUACAUCACUCAGGGUGAUCUCUGAUUGAUCAUUCAAGUUGAUUCAACCCUUUAGUGAUAACUGUCCUUUCAACCUUGUUGCAACAUAAGGCUGACUUGUCCUCAAGUAUGUGUUAAAAGUACUCUCACUCACUCACUCACUUCUUUGUACUCUGUAGAAACAAAACAAAACAAAACAAUCAUUCUGGGUGCAAUUCUAAGAA
Molecule: messenger RNA, 3242 nt
Organism: Haliotis rubra (blacklip abalone)
Lineage: Eukaryota; Metazoa; Mollusca; Gastropoda; Lepetellida; Haliotidae
Product: ATP-dependent DNA helicase PIF1-like
Biological process (GO): DNA repair; telomere maintenance
Molecular function (GO): DNA helicase activity
Source: RefSeq, a predicted model, not a curated record